Molecule: messenger RNA, 2231 nt
Organism: Octopus sinensis (East Asian common octopus)
Lineage: Eukaryota; Metazoa; Mollusca; Cephalopoda; Octopoda; Octopodidae
Product: serine/threonine-protein kinase RIO3
Exons: 12
Coding region: 282-2024 (580 amino acids)
Biological process (GO): protein phosphorylation; maturation of SSU-rRNA
Cellular component (GO): cytosol; preribosome, small subunit precursor
Molecular function (GO): protein serine/threonine kinase activity; ATP binding
Source: RefSeq, a predicted model, not a curated record
GUUAUAUAGCCUAUAAAAAAACUCUUCUGUAUUGAAGUUAGGAAAACUAACGCUUCUGCGUUAUUUACGUUUUGUAGUUUGGCUUGAAGACUUGUCAAGAAGGGGGUGAGAGAAGCACCUGGCUCCCCUUCUCUCCAUUUAGCUUGAAUUAACUGGAAAAAAAAAAGUAGUUGUUGGAGAGGAAACUGACAACUCUCACCGAAGAAAAAUAUUUAUUUUACGUCAUACAUCUGGAAGUGUGUCUUGUUUAAUUUAUUGUGUAUAUAAUUUUUCAUAAUAACAUGUCUGCUCCAGCGGAAUCUUCUCCAGCAGUAUUGGGAUUUUAUGGUGAUAACAAGUCCCAGGAUGUUUCAUUACCUCUCACACCUCCUACAGAUAAUGCAUGGAAUAAGAAAUCUCCAUGGGGAAAAGCUUCGAAUUCGUGGCAGCAACCAUGUAACUUGACCGAAGUUAUGAGUGAACAACUAGCUUUAGAGUUGAGCCAAACAGAUGUUAACACUGAUUUUGAUGAGCGUCUGGUUAAUUUUAUGGCCUCUAGCGCAUGCAACUCUAAUGCACAAUCUGACAAAGAAAUUCAAGAGGCUAAUGACGAGCUAUUAGCAAAGAUGUUACAACAACAGCUAGAUGAAGAGGAUAACAAACAAAUUAAGUUAGAAGAAAGGAAAUACAAUGGUAACAAUAAAGUUUCUAUAUCAUAUGAAAAGUAUUGUUCAACACCUUUAUCUGGUUAUGAGGAAUCUUAUGACUUCUCAGAUGAUGAUGAGAAUAAUAAUUAUGAUGGUUUCGGUGGCCGUAAAAAGACUGAAUGGGAGAUAACUCCUCCUGAAAUUGGUCAAAGCGGCAUCUCAGGGAAAGGUAAAAAUAUUACAACCAAGCACGAUGCUGUGAUUUGUGGGCGGAAAAAUGCAUCAAAACUUAUUGAGUUUUCUGAUAAGUCUGGUGAUGGUGAAGGUAUGAAUUUAAAACUGCCAAACGAUGUUUACAACCGGUUACGUGUGCACAGUUCUGCCAUGAAUAAACGUUUCAACAAAGUCCAUGAAAAGAAAGAACAUUCUACAGCUAUAGAAGCUAUUGAUCAUGAUACACAUCUCAUUCUUUUCCAAAUGAUUAACAAUGGCAUUUUUGAGAAAAAUCUAGGAAUUGUCUCUACUGGUAAAGAAUCUAUUGUUUUGUAUUGUGAUGCUGGAGAAAAUCUGGCUUCAUAUAUGGAAACCAAGUUCACAAAAGAGAAUAAUUUACCAAUGUCUGGAGAUUCAGAGACGUGCCCUAAGGUGUGUGCCAUUAAAGUAUUUAAAACCUCAUUAAGUAAAUUCAAAAACCGAAAGGAAUACUUUGUUGGUGACAGUCGGUUUAAGGAAAAAGCUAUGCGAAGACAGAAUCCACGUAAAGUGAUAAGAAAUUGGUCGAAAAAGGAAGCUGCUAACUUACACAGAUUAAGACGCUUUGGUAUUCCAUGUCCCACACUAAUUAGUUUGAAAAAUCAUGUCUUAGUCAUGUCUUUUAUUGGUCAUGAUCACCAAGCUGCACCAAAACUAAGAGAUGCAAACUUCACUACAGAGGAAUUGAAAAGUGCUUUUCAACAAACAUGUAAGAUCUUGAGAGAUAUGUAUCACAAGUGUAAUUUAGUCCAUGCUGAUCUCAGUGAAUAUAAUUUGUUGUGGCAUGACAACAUUGUGUGGGUAAUAGACGUUAGCCAGUCUGUUGAGCUCAGCCAUCCUUCAGCAAUGGAAUUUCUUCUGCGAGAUUGUUUCAACGUUUGUAAAUUCUUUGAAAGCAAUAAUGUGCAAGAUGUUCCCACUCCUGAAGAACUUUUCAAUAGUGUCACAGAUCUUCAAUUUGAAGGCAAAGGUUCACUUUUUCUACAUGCUAUUCAACGUUUUGACAAAGAUAAGAAGGAAAAAUUUAAAGCGUGUAAAGAUUCUGAGAAUUAUGCUUUUGAUUAUUUUUUUGAAACUUCUGUUCCUGGAUUAACAGAACCAGAUGAUGAAGAGAAUUUGGACAGUGAAGAUGCUGAUUCAAGUUAAUUCAUGUCAUAUUUGAGAAGGAAAAAGACAAAAAAAACUUUUUUUACCAAAUCACUUGUAGCCUUCCUCUUCAAAAUAGCCAAAGGAAGGCUUGGAUGGAUUUAACAAGUCUGAUUACUAUCAGGAAUGUGGCAGAAAUUAAUCUGAAAACUCAAUCUUCAGCUAUAUAAUAGUGCUUAUAAAAGUAAUAAAUGUUAUUAAUUAAUU